CUUUAGGAAAAAUUACAUGAAUGUCCAAUGCAAAAUUAUAAUAAAACAUCAACUGAUUUCAUCUUAUUGGGGUUAUUCCCACCAUCAGGAAUUGGCCUGUUUCUUUAUAUCCUCAUUGUUCUCAUUUUCCUAGUGGCUCUGUUUGGCAACCUCACCAUGAUCCUUCUCAUCUGUCUGGACACCCAUCUCCACACACCCAUGUAUUCCCUACUUAGUCAGCUCUCCCUCAUGGACCUGACCUACAUCUCCACCAUUGUCCCCAAAAUGGUCUCCAAUUAUCUGUUUGGAAACAAGUCUAUCUCCUUCAUUGGGUGUGGGAUUCAGAGCUUCUUCUUUUUGACUAUAGCAGGUACAGAAGGAUUGCUCUUGGUCUCUAUGGCUUACGAUCGUUAUGUGGCCAUUUGCUUCCCUCUUCACUAUCCCAUCAGGAUCAGCAGAAGAGUGUGUGUGUUGAUGAUGACAGGAUCUUGGAUAAUGGGCUCUAUCAACUCCUGUGCCCACACCACGUAUGCCCUCCACAUCCCUUACUGCAGGUCCAGGGCCAUCAAUCACUUCUUCUGUGAUGUCCCAGCCAUGCUGACUCUGGCCUGCAUGGACACGUGGGUCUAUGAGUACACCGUGUUUGUGAGCACGAGCCUCUUUCUUUUGUUGCCUUUCUUUGGGAUUGCAUGUUCCUACGGCCACGUUCUCGUUGCUGUCUACCGCAUGCACUCAGCAGAAGGGAGGAAGAAGGCC
This is a messenger RNA of Vicugna pacos (alpaca), 735 nucleotides long. RefSeq names its product olfactory receptor 2L3-like. Gene Ontology annotation, biological process: G protein-coupled receptor signaling pathway. Gene Ontology annotation, cellular component: membrane. Gene Ontology annotation, molecular function: olfactory receptor activity; G protein-coupled receptor activity. NCBI's taxonomy places the organism in Eukaryota, Metazoa, Chordata, Mammalia, Artiodactyla, Camelidae. The record is from RefSeq and is a predicted model, not a curated record.